Molecule: messenger RNA, 2385 nt
Organism: Colletotrichum truncatum
Lineage: Eukaryota; Fungi; Ascomycota; Sordariomycetes; Glomerellales; Glomerellaceae
Source: RefSeq, a predicted model, not a curated record
AUCCUCGAGUGGUUGGCAGCCCUUGUGAAACCCGAGAUCAAGCGCGAGUUCACGCAUAAGUACGACGACAGCGUCACAGCAAAGCUGUUUGACGAGUCGUGGGACUGCCCCGGAUCAGUAGAGGGCGUCAACUAUGACGGCCACCUGCUCGGCCAGGCCGUCCUCGACAUCGAGGUCGAGUCCAGCUUCGGCUUCACCCUUAUAGUCGAGAGCCUAACCCUGCCCCUCAACCUCGAGAAUAGCUACCUCACCUUCUACAACAAGGGAAGGGUUACCGGAGUUGUUACUCUUGAGGCCCUCGCCCGCGUGACGUACGAGAAGAAGAAGGCCAUUCUCAACUUUCCAUUCCCCGGUGCCUCGUUCAAGAUUCCCGGAAUCGCCACCAUCGGCCCCCAGCUCACCGUCGAGGGCAGCAUCGACGCCUCCCUCGGCAUGGCUGGCUUGAUUGAGACCAAGCUUGAGAUUGCCAAGUGGGAAGUCCGCCAAGUCAUGCCCGACACCAGUUCCUACAAGCCUGAGCUUAUUGACAACAGCAAGCCAAGCCUCGAUCGGACGGGCGACUUCUCGGGUAUCCAAAAGCCCGAAUUCUACGCAGGCGUCACAGCCUCCGGAGAUGUCACCUUUAAGCUGUCAGCUGCUGCCGAGUUUGGCGUUCGCUUCGUCGAUAAGUGGGAGAUUGACCCGGCGGCCGCCGCAGUCGUGGGCGAGGUCAGCCUAACGACCAAAUUCGCAGCGGGCAUCUCGACCACGGGAACAUGCCCCUUUACCUACGGCCUUGAUGUCGGCGCUCGUUUGUUCGCGAGAGCAACGGCGCCCAAGGUGUUUGGCUGGGCUGGUGGUGAGGUCGACCUAACGGACAAAUGGGAGAAGACCAUCAUUAAGGGCGGCACUUGUCCCGACCUGGGCCCGAUACCUUCCAAGAGAAGUCUCCGAGGUAUCGACCACCUCCUCAUAGAGGGCCGUGCAGAAGGCAAGGCCGUGACCAGAAACAUGUCGAGGUUGGAAGCACCCGAGGCCGGUGUCUACAGAGCGGUCCAUGUGGAAUCAAUGAACAGUUACGAUGCUGGCCUGCGCACAAGGCAAAUUUCCGGCGGGCAUAUGUCAUCCCUGAGCAAGAGAGGUGCUGUAUACGGCCCAGCAUUCAGCCUCCCCGCCGGCGAGUUCUUCUGCCCUUCUCGAGACGGUGAAGUAGGCAUGACGUGCGAGCAAGCAUACAAUGCCCUGGGAGCGGGAAACGAGGGCGAUGGCUGGAGAGUAGCGACCAAGCACAAGCGGGAGAAGCUGGCGCCGACGUCCACCAUUGACGAAAAUGCCAUUGCCGCACAUUUCCAUGCUCAUCAGCAGCGAAGUCAUGGCCAUAACAACCACUCAGGAGGCGAGAUAUUGCACAUGUUUGACAAGAGAGCCAAGGACAAGCUGAUCAAGGCCUGCAAUCGGGACUGCGACAUAUCGGAUGACUUCCCCCCGGGCGGUCAGCUGAAUGGCGAUGACUGGGGCUGGGUCAAUCCCCACGACUGCGGCAACUUUAACUUUGGCGACCCCCUGCCCGCACGCGCCGCCAACAUCCAGUAUCACACCGAGCACGUUCUCGAGGCCCAGAUGAUCGACCUAUUCUUCCAGUACCUUGACAAGAAGAAGUCUAAGCUUCCUGAUCCAAAGCCAAAUGCCCCCCAGGGAGCCACAGUCUCCUUCUGUGAUUAUGUCGACGAGCUGUGGGAUGUGCCCGCUUUCGUGUGGCCCGGCGAGGAUACGACUGGCGGCAUCGGCAAGGCUUGGAACCCCAUUAUGCACAUUGCGGCACAGUAUCCGACAAAGACGUUCAAGAAACACGAAUUUGUCGCUCUCGAGUCCGCAAUUAACACACCUUCAAAGACAAGCGCCUGGCGAUCCUCAAACCCCUGGGACACGGGCUCCUGGGCCAAAGACCUUGCCGACUACGCAAAGGCAAGGGUGAUUCUCCAAAAGAUGCGCAGCACCAUGGGCUCCCGUAUCUACCAGAGCCACUCAACAAUUAAGUCAACAAUGAAGACUCAGACGGAUCGGAUCGGAAAGGUGCUCGACGCCCUAGACUCGACCUUGCUGCCCGCCAAUCGGCGCGCUGGGUACCAGCAAUGGUCGAAACAGAACCUCAAGUCCGAGUGGCUCAGUUACAUGAAGGGCCAGUACACCACCAUGCAGUCCAAGACCAACGGCCUCGUUAAUAAUUUCCUUCCUAAGAUGAAAGCUGCGUGGGUCACGCAGGCAGAGAAGGACAAGUGGGAGGCUGAUCCGAAUGAUACGCCGGCGGAUGCGGAGGAGAAAAAGCAACAUCGGGCUUUCAUAAAGUCUAUUGAAGACUUUGAAACGAAAUGGAAUGGGCUUCCGGCGUGGACGAAUCCACUCUAA